CUGAGCUGGCGUGGCGAUAAUGAAGAACUGAAACGGAGAAAAGUCACUGUGAGACAGCAGAGCUAUGGCGUCCGUGGUCCUAAACGCAUCUCCAAGACCGCCAUCAACGCCUCUCUUCUUCCCCUCCAAUCUCAACCUUGUCAUUUUAAACCCCAUUUCUCUCAACCCAACCAGUCUCCCUCACCGCCGACUCAAAAUCCCCUUCUCGUCUUCUUUCAGAAACGGAAGCAACAGCCCACCGGAGACGAACUGCCCCGUUCCGCUGGAGCAGCAGCCCAUAAACGAGUACCAGAGCCUCUCUACCGAGUUCCCCUUCUCGUGGGCCUCCGGCGACAUCGUCGAGUACUGCUCUCGUUUGGUCGCCACCGGCGCCUCUUUUGCCCUCUUUCUCGGCCUCCCUGUCGCCUGGUUCGGUACCGUCGGCGCAGAUUCCGAGCCGUUCAAGCGACUUCUCUGGGCUGCUUCCAGUGGGAUUCUCUUCGUCACGAUUGCCGUUGUUAGGAUGUAUUUGGGCUGGGCUUACGUCGGCAAUCGCUUGCUUAGCGCCACCGUUGAAUAUGAAGAGACGGGAUGGUAUGAUGGUCAGAUGUGGGUUAAGACUGCUGAAGUUUUAGCACGUGAUCGGCUCCUUGGUUCCUUCUCUGUGAAGCCUGUGCUGAGCAGAUUGAAAUACACACUUGUUACACUGUCAGUAUCACUAUUGGUUUGUAUUCUUUUUGUGGUGAACAUUGAUGAAAGCCCAAAAAGGUCGUAUGCAACAUCUGAAGAAGGUGUGGGUGUCAUACCAGGAGUUUAUAAUGAUGAGUCAGCCAGGUCAUUUGAACCAGACGCUUUUUGCGGUGAACCUGGUAAUAUCCCCUAAAUAACAUUUACCCAAUUAGUAGCUCUUAUUACUGAACAGUCUCUAAGGGGACUUUUUUUUUUUUUUUUUUUUUUUCCCCCUCUCUUCUAGUGUAUAUGUCAUAGAAUAUAAAAACAUGGAAUAUAAUCUGUAUAUAAUUCCACAUUGAAAUGUCUGGUCUGGUCUGGUCCCUGUAGGGUAGUCACCAGUCAGUGACUUGCUGUGUAUAGUUAUAGUUUUUUUUUUUUUUUUUUUUUUUUUUUUUUU
This is a messenger RNA of Morus notabilis, 1108 nucleotides long. RefSeq lists its product as uncharacterized. NCBI's taxonomy places the organism in Eukaryota, Viridiplantae, Streptophyta, Magnoliopsida, Rosales, Moraceae. The transcript is spliced from 4 exons. The coding region runs from base 65 to 862 and encodes 265 amino acids. The record is from RefSeq and is a predicted model, not a curated record.